Molecule: messenger RNA, 3474 nt
Organism: Durio zibethinus
Lineage: Eukaryota; Viridiplantae; Streptophyta; Magnoliopsida; Malvales; Malvaceae
Product: PB1 domain-containing protein tyrosine kinase
Biological process (GO): signal transduction; protein phosphorylation
Cellular component (GO): cytoplasm
Molecular function (GO): ATP binding; protein binding; protein kinase activity
Source: RefSeq, a predicted model, not a curated record
AUGGCAAGCAAUACUCCUGUUUCUUCAAGCCCAAAGUCAUACCAUGGUAAAGCAAUUAUUGUGUCAAGUGACAGAACUUCUACAGAUACGAAUGCAAAUAAUUUUUGUGUACAGACAGGUGAGGAAUUUUCUGCUGAGUUUUUAAGGCAUCCUGGUGCUCUAAGAAGAAUAGAAGUGACAACGGAUGCAGACCAUAUCCAACCAAGGCAAGCAGCUUUUAAUUACAGUCAGAAUUAUCUGCAGGAUUAUUACAAGGAUCUUCCAGAAUUAAGAAGGAAGGAAUCCGACUACGGUUCAGAUAUUCCAAAUUUUGUUUCAGAAACAGUACGCCCUACUGAAGUAGAUAAUUAUCCCGAUCACUUUGCCAGAUACAACUGGCAAUAUGGUUCUAAUGGACAAAAAUUGGGUCAGCUCUCUGAUGUAAGUUACUUUGAUCAAGUAACACCGGGGCCAGCCGUCCCUCCGCUCUGUGUAGUGGGGUCCCCUCAAUCGUACCACCCUAAUAGCCCGGGAGUUACAGAAGGUACUUUCACCAGUAAAAUGAAAUUUCUUUGCAGCUUUGGGGGCAGAAUAUUACCAAGGCCAAAUGAUGGGAAGCUUAGAUAUGUAGGGGGAGAGACACGGAUCAUAUCCAUUAAGAAAAACCUUACCUGGGAGGAACUUGCAAGGAAGACAGCAGCAAUUUGCAGCCAACCUCAUACUAUCAAGUACCAGCUCCCUGGUGAGGAUCUGGAUGCUUUAAUAUCUGUUUGUUCUGAUGAGGAUCUUCAUCACAUGAUUGAGGAAUAUCAUGAACUGGAAAUGAAUGGUGGUUCUCAAAGACUGCGCUUAUUUCUCGUGUCCUUAGUUGAACUCGAGAGUCCAAGUUCUUUGGAAGGAAGAACACCACGGCAGCAUGACAUUGAUUAUCAGUAUGUUUUUGCUGUUAAUGGCAUGCUGGAUGUAAAUCAGAACCCCAGCGGGCAGAGUUUAGCAAGCCAAACAACCCAGUUUGGAAAUGCUUCAGAUUAUAGUCCUAGAUUUCAUAGAGACUCUCCUACAUCGGCUCAUGGUUUCGAAAAUAAGGAUUACAGUCCAAGUUCACCUAACAUUGUUGGGAUGUUCUCACAUCCAGCUGCUCAUUUUUUAACUAAUCUUCGUAUACCAAGCAGAUCAUUUAACCAUUCCCCUCCUCUAUCUCCAGGUCAAGUUCAGCAACGAAAUCCUAAUAAUUCCAAUUUGCAGUUUUUUGUGGAUACAUCUCGUUUUGAUCAUAGUAAUGAAGGCAUCAAUCGUUUUAUAGUGGAAACACAUCCAGGUGGUAAUUCUUACUAUAUGGAUGCCACCAGCUAUCAUAAUAACCAUCCUCAUGUACCUCUUCCACUUAUGAACCACCAUAAUUAUAACCAACAUCUAUUAGAAAGUAUUAUGAGUAACAAAUCCCGUGAAAAGCACUUUCACAAUCGAAGCCCCAGUGGAGAUUUUGUUCCUUAUCAACUGCAUCGUCAAAAUACUAUGAGCCCUGACAGAACUAAGCUUAAGGAAAGGACACUUUCUGACUCACAGUUACAAGGACAGGAUGAGAGGUAUAGUUCCUUCUUGAACGGAGUCGUGCCACAGGCACUAUGUAAUAGUGGAAGAGAUAAAUCUCCCUCACUAGCAUUGUCAACUUCCUCUCAAGAGUGGAUCAUGCAAUGGCAAGAGAGAGUUGAUUGGAAGUGCCAAAUGGCAACCAAACAUGUGAGUCAGUCCACUUCAAGAACAGCAGAUUGCAAAGAAAAUUAUGAGCUUAGUCUAGAGAAGUCAAAGUGGAUGGGCAAGUAUAAUGAGCCUUCCAAACAAGAAGGGAACAAUCAAAGAAACAUUGAAGUUACUUCACACAGUGGCUCCAUCACAGAUAAGAAUUUGCCUAACUUAAACAACUUGCCUAGUGUUUCUCCUCGUGUGGAAGACUUACGUAGCUCUGGAGACUCAUUGUUCUCUUUACCAGUCAUUGUUGUCCCAAAUUCUGCAGAUGUAAGGGAGUACCUCCCUGGUUACCAAUUAAAUACAGCCAAACCUGAAUCACAUAUCAGAAACCAAAAUACGACCAGAGAUGGGCAUUGUGCUGUGACUGAGGUGGUGAGCGGUCAAUUUGUUGCUUGUGGAUCUCCUAAACUACAACCUGUUACAUCUCACAAAUUGGCUGAACAAGAACCCACAAGAUCAGGCUCUAAUUUGACCACAGACCAUGCUUCAAGUAGAAAAGCAUUUCUCCGUGGUGAAGAAGUUGCCAGUUGUCCCAACCACAAGCUAGCAGAGGUAAGCAGCAGGCUAUACUUCUACGAAAGGUCAAAAUUUGAAGAUGUUACAAGUGUUGAAUCACAGUCUUCAAUUAAUCCUUAUGAUGGCAAGGUCAUAGAAUCGACAGUUAUUAUUGAAGAUGUUACUAGUGAUGCACCUGCUGACAUCCCCUCAUCUUCAGCUGUUGUGCCACAUAUUGAUGUGGCCAGUGGUGAAAUUCAAACUACUACAGAAACAAAAGAAGAAAUAGAAUCCGAUAACGAGGAUAUGAAGAGUGGUGGAAAAAGUGCAGACGGUUCUAUCACUGAUGCAACGAAGGUUGAAAUUGAAGCUGGAAUCCAUGGUUUACAGAUUAUAAAGGAUGCUGAUGUUGAAGAACUUCAGGAGUUAGGAUCAGGUACAUUUGGAACCGUUUAUCAUGCAAAAUGGAGGGGAACAGAUGUUGCUAUUAAGAGAAUCAAAGAAAGUUGCUUUUCGGGCAGGUCAUCAGAGAAAGAGCGGUUGACCAAUGAAUUUUGGAGAGAAGCACAUAUUCUAUCAAAACUUCACCACCCAAACGUGGUUGCAUUUUAUGGGGUUGUCACUGAUGGACCAGGAGGAACAAUGGCAACAGUUACUGAGUAUAUGGUGAAUGGAUCAUUGAGGAAUGCCCUACUAAAGAGAGAUAGGGCACUUGAUCGUCGUAGAAAGCUUGUAAUUGCACUGGAUGCAGCUUUUGGCAUGGAAUACUUGCAUUUGAAAAAUAUUGUUCAUUUUGAUUUGAAAUGCGACAAUUUGCUUAUCAAUUUGAGGGAUCCUCAAAGGCCCAUAUGCAAGGUUGGAGAUUUUGGGUUGUCAAGAAUCAAGCGCAACACUCUUGUAUCUGGUGGUGUGCGUGGAACUCUUCCAUGGAUGGCACCAGAGUUAUUGAAUGGCAGUAGUAUCCGGGUUUCAGAAAAGGUUGAUGUUUUCUCAUUUGGUAUUGCAUUAUGGGAGAUUCUGACCGGAGAAGAGCCAUAUGCAAGCAUGCAUUGUGGUGCAAUAAUUGGUGGAAUUGUAAAUAAUACGCUCAGGCCUCCUAUACCAGAACGUUGUGAUCUGGAAUGGAGAAAGUUAAUGGAAGAAUGUUGGUCGUUUGACCCCACAGCCAGGCCAUCUUUUACAGAGAUAACAAACAGGCUGCGUCUUAUGUCUGCGGCAUUGCAGCCAAAACGGCGCACUGCAAUUAGAUGA